AUUGGGAAUAUUUUGUAUAUUUCCUUGUUAUUAACAAACUCUGUCGCUAUUUUAAAUGAAGAAAGGUUUCUAGCAAAGAUCGGCUGGACACAGUCUAACAAUCUAUACCAAGAGCAGACGGUUAAAACACGUCUGAUUAAUUUGAUAUCCGCUGUUAGAACACUUAUGAGAUUCCCACUUAUAAUUUUAAACAUUAUUGUAAUCGUAUAUGAAUUGUUGUUUGGAUAA
Wallemia mellicola CBS 633.66 is the source of this 228-nucleotide messenger RNA. Its product is annotated as ER to Golgi transport protein Yos1. Gene Ontology annotation, cellular component: endoplasmic reticulum membrane; Golgi membrane; COPII-coated ER to Golgi transport vesicle. The record is from RefSeq and is a predicted model, not a curated record. The transcript is spliced from 3 exons. Gene Ontology annotation, biological process: endoplasmic reticulum to Golgi vesicle-mediated transport. Lineage: Eukaryota; Fungi; Basidiomycota; Wallemiomycetes; Wallemiales; Wallemiaceae. The annotation marks the transcript as partial.